UUGGCCCAGGGCCGAGUUUCAAGGAGCACUGGGGAUAGCCCCCGAGGAUCGCUCCCAAGCAGCGCCCCCGGCCGAUAUCCGGGCCAGCCAUGCGAGAGAGGCGGCAGGUGCGGGUUUCAGCAGCGAGCUCCGAGGAAGACGACGACUCCACGGUGGAGGUCGGAAGCGCCUGCGCCUGGAAGGAGUUCAGGCACAAGUUCGGCCCCCACGGCGUGCAGAUAACCGUCGGCAUCCUUGUCGAGAUCGCAUGGUGUGCUUGCAUUGCGGGUUGGCUGGACAGGGCAGAGAAGGCUUGUGGGGGAUCCAAAGUCCUUCAGGCUUUCGAUCUGGUUCAGCAUGACGAGUACAACGUCAAAGAGUUCAACUGGAUCGUUUUCUUGGUUUGUCUUGCGGGGCGAUGGAUCGCCAUCACCUUGUGGUUCCGAAAGCAGCGGCGUUUUGGACGGUGCACUGUCACGGCCAGUGCCGCGUCGGCGAUGUACAUCUUGUUUUCGGUCUCGCAGUGGGUGAUAUAUUUCGGGGCCUACUACUUGGUUCUGGAUUCGUUGACCACAGUCACGUUCAACCCUCAAGUGCAGGUCAAGCGAAUCGCCGCAUACUCCGACACACGCGCGACCAACGCCACACAUUUGACCGAUGGUGCUAUCGACGUGUUGCACGCCGACGAUGCUGUCCUCAACCUGACAAUGGCCCACUGCCUGGAAGAACAUCCUCCCUUAGAUUGCGUGUCGAGGGUCAACCUCCAUGUAACGUGUAAAAUCGAAUUCGAUCCAGAUGUCUGCAGCGGCUACACUUGGAUGGGAAAUGGAUCAAACAUGAUGAAAUGCUGCGUUAAAGACAUUUACAGUCUGACGAGACCAGACGUCCCUGUGCCCUUCGCACUCGGACAAGAUCUCGAUACUAUGUUCAUGCUCAUGCAAUGGCUGGCGGUGUUGAGUAUAUCAUGGGCUCUCAAGGAUCUCCCGAUAGUGCCAAGCUCAGCCCAGAGUUCUGGGUUUUUGAAUGGCUGCUUGCUGGGUCUUAUGGAUGCGGUCGUCUUCGGCGCUUACUUGGUCAACGACAGGGUGUUGUACCCCAGGUACGGCAUCAACUCAGACGGGACAGCCGCAGAACGCAAAGACAAAGGCUACAUUAAUCUCCUGAGGUUCACGUGGAUUGUGGCCUUUGUGCUGGCCACGUUGUCACCAGUGCUGUACACCUUCUACAGCCACUCUCGAGAAGAGGAUUCGAACAAGAAAGACGCCGGCGCGGGAACCGAGGACGCGCCGCGCGAUUUCGCCCACAGCGCGGAGAGCUUGAUCCGAAGCCUGCAGAUGCUCGAGCGCCAGAGUGCGCUGGAUCAUGUAGAGGAGUGCCUCGCGAUCCAGCGCGAGGCGUACGCCCAGCACUCCGUCGAGGCAGACCAGUCCCUCACUCCAGUAGCAAGAAACGGUGGACGAGACCCUCUUGGUGAAGGUCGCACCCGAAGGGCACGAGAAGCUCGUCGAGAAGCUCGUCACCGCCGACAAACUUUUGCAGGACCUGUCCCUCGCAGUGGGCGGGCCUGCGCCCCGACCGGGAAAGGCAAUCGAAGACCAACAAAGCUACGUAUCGCACCCUUGCGGCAGAAGGCCUCGAGCAGCUUUGUGCUGAGGCGUGGAGGGGGUCAUAGACGGAGGCUCCUAGAGCGACGCAGAGGGGGGCCACGGGAGACAACGGGAGAUCACGAGAGACGGCGGGAGACCACGGGAGGCUAUUGGAGACCACGGGGAACCCCUGGAGACCACUUGGACCCUGUAUGUAUGUAUGAGGACGAGGAGGAAGUGGGCGACGACGACGACUACUACGACGAUGACGACGCCGACGACGCCGACUACUACGGCGAAAGGGGGGUGGAAUUGAAGAGCUGGCGCCGCCAUCGUAGAAUCCCGAACGGGCCGCAGGAGGCAUCGAAUCUGAAGGGCGGCGUCGAUAACGUGGAUUGUUGAUUGGUGGUUUUCAUGCAGCAACAACACCACGUACAAACACGGAAUCGUCAGACCGACAUUCAGGCCAAGACGACGGGCGGCGACUGCGAACACGGAGCUGCCAGAUCGGUCGACAGUCUGGGCCAGUUCCGUCGACGAAAGUAGAACCCCUAUCUGCAAGCACUGUUUGGGGACACAGUUGUAUACAAGCAUGCGGACAUCUAUAACAUACAUAUCGUAUCAUGGGUUGCGUGCGGACAUCCGUAAAAUUUUGCUUGUGAGAACUGCGUCCCCUCUCGAGGCAAAAAUGCUACACGGUGGGACUUUCAGUGUCCAAUACACCGAUGUGAGCGACAGCAGUUCAGAUGACGAGAUCGUGCCAGUGAGCCGUGUCUAUCCUGACGUCAGCGCAGAGGCAGAGAAACGCAAGUGUGGGCCGGGCUGCUGCAAAGGCUGGUGCGGAAUCGGUGGCCUCAACGAGAAGUUUCAGAGAAAGGCCAUAGUGAUCGACUCGGUGCGUUCUCUGUGUUUUCUGGAGGUGCCGUUCUUCCUGUGGCGGUUGUACCCGAGAGUGGGAAGGCCUCACCUUUGGUUGUUUCGAAGUCAUCCUCAUGCUCAAGAAUUUCGCGUGGGCCAUCAUGGACUUCCUCAUGAUCCUCUCGUGCGGCGAUCACGCGGCCACGUGCUUGGGAAUGAUGCCCGUCAGCAUGCUUUCCGAGGCACUUGAAGGGUCGGCAUUAUCGAGCGUCUCCGUUGCACCCGCUGGCCUUUUCAGCGUGGCCGCGGCUACCGCGCGCAGGCAAGUGGCAAUGUCGAUCAAUGAGCGGCGAAGCAAGCUUAAGGUACGCAACGCGUGGCUCAUCAUCGAGCGCCAGAAGGCGGAGAAUGGACAAGAUGUGGAGGCCAUCGCAGUGUUGACUGAAGAGAUUAAUCGCGUCGAGGGGCAGCUCAAAAGACUGGAUGAGCACGAGAAGAUGAACCGAUGCCACGGGUAAGUUGGGCGCGCUGGCGGUUCGAGUGAAGGGUGAUGGAUGGCACGCUCUUUAUUUAACAAGCCGCAUAACAAAUCAUCUUUUGAAGGGCCAGACGUUUACUCCACGAGACUUCUACGCGGUCGCGCGGAUUUCCUGGAUCGGCGCUGGACCACCCUGGAGCGCGGAGCUCGUCAGGGACGGCGCCGGAGGCGCCGCCAGGGGAGCCCAGCGCCAACACAGUUUAUGUUUAUACAGUUUGUUUGUUCUUCGAAGGGGGAUGCGUGAAAGAGAAAGAGCGCAU
This is a messenger RNA of Prorocentrum cordatum, 3221 nucleotides long. The record is from the annotation of a GenBank genome assembly. NCBI's taxonomy places the organism in Eukaryota, Dinophyceae, Prorocentrales, Prorocentraceae.